UGAAUAUAAUUCAAUAUUUGAAUACGGGACAAGAGAAAAUAUAUAAAAAAGGGAAAAUAAGAUUGGUUUAUUUUAAAUUUAAUUUAUUGAUUUAGAUUUGGAAGAAUAAAGGGAUAAGGUUUAAAUAUAAAUACUAUAAAAAAAAUAUAAUUCUGUUUUUAAAAAUCUUUUCGCUAAAUAUUCCAAUUCGGGAUUCAGUUCCAGUUUUGUAAAUAAAAAUGUUAACAAUUUUGAUAUGCUUAAGGAUAAAUUUUCUAUUAUUAGUGUUCCUGAGAUAUAUAAAUUAAUAAAAGAUUAUGAUUUUGAUGCUUUUUUAUCAAAAGAUGAACAUAAAAGUUUAGUUAGAGUAGUUGUUUUGGAAGAAGAUAGAAAAAAAAAUUAAUGUAUUUUAGACGAUUAAUCUGAAUAAUAAAAGAAAAACAAUUAAUUAAUAUAAAAUCGAAAUUCGUAAAUUAAAUAAUAAAAUCUUUUUUUAAAAAUAGUAAUUAAAAAUAAUUAAAUUAUGAAUCAUGUGAACUUAAAGAUAUUUAGUCUCUUUAAUUUGAAUAGUUUCUUUCUUAUUUAACUUAACUUUCAUUUUAUAUAUAUUCUAAACCAAAUAAAGAUCUCAGACACCUUCCUUUAAGUUUUUCUUUUUAAGCUUUAAUUGACCAUAUGAGAUAAUCUGCAUUUUCAAAAGGAUAAAAUACAAUUCUUUUCGAUGAUCCUGAAUAAUGUAGAGUGAAUAAUGAAGUAAUAAAAGAACUAAAUAAAAAAUUGGAAGAAAAUCCUUAAUAUCCUUUACCUUAGGGAUAUGUAAGAGUAAAGGAAAAAUAAAUUUAUGAGGAAUUUAUAUUUGAUAAAGAUGGAGAAUUAGCUAUAAAAGAAUCUUAAAAAUAUGCUUAUGUAGUUUUAAAUGAAAUUUUCUAUGGAAAAUUAGGUUUUUAAUUUUUUUAAGGAAAAACUGUAAUUAAAGAAGUAUAUAAAGCAUAAGCUAUAAUUCCAGGAGCUGUAAUUUAACCUAAAAGUUAAAUACAAGUAAUAUUGAGGAUAGUAGAAAAAUUUAGAAAAAAAGAGUACUGGAAAUUGAACCGUUUAAAAAAUUAAAUUCAUGCAUGCAGUUAUUAAUAACUUCUUUUAAUUAUAAAGACAGAAAUAUUGCAGAAUAAUGUGCAGGUGUUUUAGAUGAUAUUAUUCUUACUAUUUAAGACAAAAAAGAUACUUUUGUUAGAUACAAAAAAUAUAAGAAUUAAAUAGAAAUAUAGAAAAUGUAAAAAGAUUAAGAAGAAAAUAAAGAAAAAAAAAGAAAAGACAAAUUUAAUUAAUAGAAUUAAUAGUAUCUUUUAGAUAGAAAAUAAGAGCUUUAAUAAGAUAAACAUAAAAAUAUUUAAUAAUAAUUAGAUUUUUAAAAAUUACAAAAACAAAAAUCUGAUUAAAAAGUUGAAAAAAAGAAUUAAGAAUUUAUAAAUUUUUGGAAACAAAAAUAAAUUGAAAAUUAAUAAAAAAAGAAAGAAAAAGAAGACGAAUAAUAAAAAAUAAAUAAAGAAUUACAAUAAAAAGAAUCUUAAUAAUUAUUAAAGAAAAAAUAAGAUUUCGAAUAAUUCAAUACUUAGUAAAUUAAAAAAAUAGAUGAAGAAAUGUCCAAAUUAUAAAUAACAAAAAAAGAAACUGAAUAAAACGAGUAAAAGAAAAAAUAAUUAGAAAUAGAUCAGAGAGAGAAAUUAGAAGCAAAAGUAAAAGAAUAGUUUAAAUAUAUUAAAGAAAAGGAAAAUUAUAAUAAUAAUAAAACUGAAUAAUUAUAUGAAUCUUAAGAAAUAUAAAAUGUUUUUAAUAAAAAUAAAAAUAAAAUUUCUGAAUUAUUUGAAUGUCUUAAAAAAUUGGCUUAUAGGGACCUUAAUAAUUAAUUAAAUCCAUAAGAAAUUUCAUUUAAAACUUUUCAUUGGUUUUGUCAUAAGUUUGCAUUUUUUCCAGAAAUUAUUUAAAAAAAAGAAGAAAUAUAAAUUAUUUUUAAUUAAGUUGUUAGAAAAAAAUAAGCGCCUUAAGGUCAAUUUUAAUUUGGAAUUAAUGAUAAGGAAUUCUAAUAAUGUCUACUUAGACUUGCUAUUAAAGGAUAAAAUGUAUUAAAUGUUAUUUCAGCUUAAUUGAAUAAUGGAGUUAAUCUCACUAAUGCUUAAAUGCAUAAUAUUGCUGAAGAAGAAGAAUUCAUAUAAUAAUAAUAAUAAUAAUAAUAAUAAUAAUAAUAAUAAUAAUAAUAAUAAUAAUAAUAAUAAUAAUAAUAAGAGUAAUAAAAAUAAGUUUAAGAAGAGUCUGAACAUAUAAAUGCUACUAAUUAUAAAACAUUAGAAGCUUUAAUUUAUUAUUUAGGUCUUCCAAAUGAUAGAAUGGGAAUUUAAGAAGCAUUUAAAACUGCUUAGGAAGCUGAUAGAUCGAUACCUUAAAAAAAUUAAAGAAAUGGAAUUUCUUUUACUUUUGAUGGAUAAUUUAUGGCUUUAGUUGAAAGAAAAGAAAUGAAAGAUUAUAUUGGAAUUUAUUAUACAUUAGAUUGGAAAUUAUUAAGUCAUUUCUAAACUGAAAAUUUCGAUAUUUAUGAUAUUAUGUGGGCAGUUGAUGAUAAUUAUAUUUCUACUUGGGAUACUUAUUUAAAUAUAUAAGCAUUUGUAUGUGAUCCAGUAGUAAAAGAUGGAUUAUAAAAAUAUAUUAUGUACACAGUAAAAGGAGAAGAUUAAAAAGGUGUUUUUGAUAUUUAGAGAAGGUUUAGUGAUUUUUAUCAUUUAAGAAAAUAAUUAGUUGCAAGAUGGCCUGCAUGUUAUAUUCCACCUCUUCCAUCUAAAAAAACUGUAGGAAAUAUGGAUAAUGCUUUUGUUGAAGAUAGAAGACAUUAAUUAGAAGUAUUUACUUAAAAAAUUGCUUAAACAUUACAUUUAUGGGAAUCAGGUGAAUUCUAAAUAUUUAUAAGAAAUUAAUAAACUGAUUUAGAAAAAGCUUUUAAGUCAUUAUAACCCUAAGGUAAUCAAGAAAUUAUUGAAAAAUACUAAAACAGUUUUAAGUAUUUAAAUGGUAAGGAAAUUAACAGUUCUAUUGAGUUCAAAAUUGAUAAUUUUUACACAUAUCUUAAAAGAGUUAAUUCUAUGUUAGAAAACUAUAAAGACAUUGCAAAAAAUUUAUAAACAAGUAGAUUUAGUGAAGGAGAAAAUGUUAAUAGCUUCUUAAGUUUUUUAAUGCCAGAAUACGAAAAUAAUUGUUUAAAAGAAUAUGUUGGAAAUGAUUAAAAAUUUAUCUUUAGUUAGUAAAAUGAUUAACAAUUAUAAACUUUAAUUUAAUAAAUUAAAGAACUUCAUAAUAGAAAUGAAUUUAAAUCACUUUAUGAAAUGAUUAGAUAAGAAUCUAAAGAAAUAAAUGCGUUUAUAGAAGCCUUAGAAGGAAGAUAAUAAUUUAAAUAAUUUAAAGAAAAAUUAGAAAAUAAAUUAAAAGAUUUAAAGCUUGAAUAAUAAAAAACUAUGGCUGGUAAAAGUAGUAUUAAAAAUAUUUUCUCUAAUAAAACUAAAGAAGAAAGUGUUUAAUUAAUUUAAAUUGAUAUUGAUAAUAAUGAAAAUGAUUUUAAAUAAAUUUCAUUUAUUUAUGAUAUUAUGACAGUUAUAUUAGGAUAUGAAGAAAUCGAUAAAUUUAAAGUUGAAAAAGAAUAAACCUUUUUCAAAACUCUAAGAUAAAUUUCUAGCUAUGAAAUUGAAUUUACAAAAUUAAAAACAUAACUUUGGGAAUACAUUCUUAAUAAUGUUAAUUAAUAUUAAUAAUGAAAAAGAUAAAAAAUUAUUUUUUAUUAAUUUUUAAUAUUUUAUUUAAAAAUUUAGUUUUUUUUUUUUUUAAACUAAAUAUAUAUUAUAUUAUUAAAAUUAAAAUC
Messenger RNA from Ichthyophthirius multifiliis, 3877 nucleotides. Its product is annotated as PX domain protein. The record is from RefSeq and is a predicted model, not a curated record. NCBI's taxonomy places the organism in Eukaryota, Ciliophora, Oligohymenophorea, Hymenostomatida. Gene Ontology annotation, cellular component: endosome. The transcript is spliced from 11 exons. Gene Ontology annotation, molecular function: phosphatidylinositol binding.